GCCGAAGAGAAACGGAGUAAUUCAGCGUUCAAGUGCGUGUUGUGGAGAAGCCGAUGUUCUUGUUCUAAAAUUAAAUAUUAAACGAUGACUGGUGACUAUUUUCGUGGGGACAUUAAUUGGAAUCUGUGAUUUUUUGAUCGCGGAGAAGGUAAGGAGUAAGUAUUAUGCAAUCCUUAGAUGGUCCUGAAGACCUCAUAUUAGAUACUAAUUAACAAAAUUAUUAAAAUCUCCUGAGAAUUUAGAAAAAAAAAGAAAUAUUUAAGUGAAAGCCAAAAUUAUCCGGUGAUAUUGGGUUCUCUUUGAAAAUUGGCGGGAGAUUUGCUUCCGGACCUAGCAGCGCCAUCUUUUAUAAAUCCCAAGCUUGGAGGAAUGAGGUAAAGAAGUCAGCUGUUUCCGAAAGAAAGGCAUCCAAGUGGGUGGAAUUCGUCGACCAGAAUGUCCCUCUACAAGACGAGAGUGAAGGAAUUUGAGACUCUAUUGGCAAAUGAAGUGAUUGACCAUACGAGUCUGAAGAGACUUUGCUUCAAUGGCAUUCCGGAUGGUGGAGGUUUUAGAGCAAUUUGCUGGCGUCUUCUUCUUGGAUAUUUGGGAUCUGAGAAGAAUACAUGGACCCAGACACUGCAAAAGAAGCGACAGCUUUAUCAACAAUUUAUUGAUGAGAUGGUCAUAUCACCAGGAACUUCUGGUGACUCCUCAUGCUCUGACCAUCCACUGAGUGAUGGCCCAGAGAGUGCUUGGAGUACAUAUUUUAAAGACAAUGAAGUACUCCUGCAAAUUGACAAGGAUGUUAGGAGACUCUGCCCGGACAUAUCAUUCUUCCAGCAAGCCACAGAGUUUCCCUGUCAAGUUGUUGUGAACAGCAAUGGGGAGAGAAGACUUCACUCACGUGUAGCCCCAUCCAAACUCUCUUCAGCGAAUGUUGAAGGAAAAUUUGGUAUGACAAAGAUAAACCUGAUAACAAAACGUGCUCAGGAGAAUUAUGAAGCAAUGGAAGAAGGCUUGGAGGCCCAUUGGGAAGUGGUCCAGAGAAUUCUGUUUAUCUUUGCAAAACUCAAUCCAGGAAUAGGGUAUGUGCAGGGUAUGAACGAGAUUAUCGGACCAAUUUACUAUGUCUUGGCUUCUGAUCCCAAUAUUGUGUUCAGAGAAUUUGCCGAAGCAGACUGUUUCUUCUGCUUUACGGCCCUCAUGGGUGAGAUACGGGAUUUUUUCAUUAAGACUCUAGAUGAAUCUGAAGGAGGAAUUAAGGCCAUGAUGAACAAAAUGACAAAAUUGCUUGAGGUGAAGGAUAUUGAAGUGUGGCAGAGAUUGAAAGAUCAGGAACUCUAUCCCCAAUACUAUGGUUUCCGAUGGCUCACUUUGCUUCUAUCCCAAGAGUUUCCCCUUCCGGAUGUCGUCAGGAUUUGGGAUUCUGUUCUGUCUGAUGAGAAUCGGUUCGAAUUUCUCGUUCAUAUCUGCUGUGCUAUGAUUAUGUUACUCAGAGAACAAAUAUUGGAACAAGACUUUGCCAGCAAUGUGAAACUUCUCCAAAAUUUUCCACCAAUGGAUAUUAAUAUAGUUCUAUUGAAGGCAACAACACUCAAAUAGCUUCAUGAAGCUUCAAAUCGAACACACAGGAAGUUUAUGGGAUCUCUUCUAAGAAAUCUCUUUGAAAAACAAAGCGAAUUAAUAUUUUUUUUACACUAAAAAUGCAUUUUUGUAUAAAAACCUUUACAACCCGCCUUGAAAGGUGUGAAUUAGAAAUAUAAAACUUCUCAAAUCAUGA
Molecule: messenger RNA, 1762 nt
Organism: Phlebotomus papatasi
Lineage: Eukaryota; Metazoa; Arthropoda; Insecta; Diptera; Psychodidae
Product: TBC1 domain family member 13
Exons: 6
Coding region: 436-1584 (382 amino acids)
Biological process (GO): activation of GTPase activity; intracellular protein transport
Molecular function (GO): GTPase activator activity
Source: RefSeq, a predicted model, not a curated record